ACGCGAACGGAGAUCCACAACCACCCAGAACUGCCCCGAACCGCCAAAGCGGGGGAGAGGGAGAGAACCGAUGGGAAAGGGAAAGCCUCGCCAGCGUCACAGGUCACCCAGGGAGACAAAAAAAAGCAAAGCAAAAAGCUACUCAACCGACGUCCAACGAUUGGCCCAACGCUUGAGGUCACGUGAGUUUUUCCCAACAAUAGAAUUAUACUACACGUUCAUUCCCCUGGCUCUGCCUUUUAAGCCUCUGCUUUGAACUCGUACAACCAUUCUCGGUGCUUGGAGACACACUGUGUACAAGAGAUGCCAAAGCAUACACACAAGACGUUCCUUCGUCACCUUGAUAGAGAAUUCGCUCGAAGCAUUCAGAAAAUAUCAAGCACGACACACAUUGCAGUACCAAGGAGGGAGACCCAACCGCCAACCCAUGACGUGUUGACACCACAGGGUCACAUCCCAGUGUCAGUGCCAGAAUCGAACAAGGAUGCAGAGGACAGCCGGCAAGAAUACCUCGGAGGUGCAGGUGUUCACAUGUGUUCAGGCACCUCAACCAUGGCAGGCAUUGGGAACACGGACACCGAACCAGAAAACUUACGGGCUAUCCCGUCUCCUGCAUCUGAGCAUUUCCCAGAAGCAGAUGAACGAACGUACAAGGAUGCUUUUUGUGACAAGCUGCGUCAGUGGAGUAUAAUGUAUCACAUCCCACAUGAUGCCUUAACGGCUCUUCUUAAGCUUCUCCAGUCCUGCCCUUCACACGAAUCAGUGCCAGGUUGUGCGAGAACACUCUUACGGACACCUCGGACCAGCACAAAGGUAGUUCAAAUGGGGUCAGGAAAGUAUUGCCAUUUCGGCCUGUCAUCCGGGCUACAGCAUGUCCUGCAGAAUGCCUUGCAUCUUCCAGAUGUACUUUCCCUUCAUUUCAAUAUUGAUGGACUUCCGCUUUCAAGAAGCACAAGGGACCAGUUCUGGCCCAUACUUUGCAGGACUGCGAAUUGUGGUGAUGGACAGCCAUUUUUUGUUGGUGUCUAUUAUGGAAAAUCAAAGCCGUCAGAUGUAAACAUCUUCCUCCGACCGUUUGUAACAGAAGUUCAGGAAGUUCUCGAGUCUGGCAUUGCGAUACAACACAAGCUGGUUGGAAUAAAGAUCACAGUAAUUGUGUGUGAUGCCCCUGCAAGGGCAUUUGUUUUGUCAGUGAAAAGUCACAGCGGAUUCCACAGCUGUACCAAGUGUACCAUCAGAGGAGACUACAAGAAUGGACGGGUUUGUUUUCCUGUUACGCAAUCUCAGCAGAGGACAAAUGAAAAUUUCAGGAAUUUUGCCCAAAAUGAACACCACACUGGAGAAACCAUUUUGACUGAGCUUCCUAUAGACAUCAUCACUGCAAUACCAUUGGACUUCAUGCAUCUUGCCUGCCUUGGUGUUGUCCGUAAAUUGCUCCAGCUCUGGUUCUCUGGCCCUAGAUCUUCAUUCAGACAAAGCUCAAGGACUUGCUUCGAGGUGUCACAAAAACAUACCUCUCUCCGGAAGCAUGUCUGCUCUGAGUUUAGCAGGAAACCAAGAAGCCUUCUCGAAUUAGAUACAUGGAAAGCAACUGAGCUGAGGCUGGUACUGCUGUAUACUGGUCCAGUUGUUCUCAAAUCUUCUAUCCCAAGCACAAUGUAUUGUAACUUCAUGGUUCUCCACUGUGCCCUUACUAUUCUUGCCAGUGCAGCACAUGUUGAAGAGCACUUGAGAUACGCAAGGGAACUGCUGCUUUACUUUGUUAAUACUUUUGCAUCGAUCUACGGUGAGGGCCGUGUCUCCUAUAAUAUUCACGGGUUGCUACACUUGGCAGAUGACGUAGAGAACCAUGGUCCUGUUGACCUGUGGAGUGCUUUCCCAUUCGAGAAUUACAUGCAACAAGUAAAGCGGUGGAUCAGAAAGCCAGAACGGCCACUGGAACAGUUAUUUAAACGUGUUACGGAAGAGAUGAAGCUUCCCUACUCCACACGUAAAGCCGGCAACUGUGAAGUGACGUUAAGCCUUGAACAUGAUUCAGGGCCCUUGCCUAUUUUCUGUGAAGGACCUCAAUACAAGAAAGUUGCCAUUGGGAAUAAGUAUGUGCUGAGGAAUACCUGUGGUGACAACUGUUGUGUUCUGUUGGAUGGCAGUGUCAUUGAAGUACAGAACAUUGCCCUUUUCUCAACAACAAGAAAGCCGUGUAUUAUUGGAAGACGGUUCCUCCAGAAAAAUGACCUGUACACCUUUCCGUGCCCAUCGUCGUCAUUUGGAAUUUAUGCGGCAUCAGGACUCUCAGACACUAGCGCCUGGCCAUUGGAAAUUGUAUCAUCAAAAUGUAUGAAGCUCCCGUUUCAAGGACAGUGGGCAAUCUUUCCGUUGCUGCACUCUCAGCUGUUAAGGAACAGUGGCUGUGAUGUUGAGGUUGCUUGAGUAUUUAUUCUAUUACAGAAAGGAUGCUUUUCAAGGUGUGCUUGACUGAAAGUUGUAGACGUUCGUUGUGCUCUUAUUACAAUAUUUUUGUGCAGAUCAACGACAUUUUUUUAUUGUCAAAUUCCCUGGAGAAGACAACGACGUUGAUGUGGUGCACUCAACUUGGGUUGAAGAUGGAC
Molecule: messenger RNA, 2609 nt
Organism: Ornithodoros turicata
Lineage: Eukaryota; Metazoa; Arthropoda; Arachnida; Ixodida; Argasidae
Exons: 2
Coding region: 304-2430 (708 amino acids)
Source: RefSeq, a predicted model, not a curated record